Molecule: messenger RNA, 1776 nt
Organism: Trypanosoma theileri
Lineage: Eukaryota; Euglenozoa; Kinetoplastea; Trypanosomatida; Trypanosomatidae
Exons: 1
Coding region: 1-1776 (591 amino acids)
Source: RefSeq, a predicted model, not a curated record
AUGUCACAUCCGGCAUGUUUACCACCUCGUCCAUCCCAUACGUUUAGUCUACGGACUGUUGAGAAGUUGUAUCAACGACAUUUGGAGAAUGUUGGGGCGCAUGUACGACCAGAACAGAUCCCGAGUUUUGUUGAGGGUGUGCGAAGAAAUCUUGCACGUAUAGAAGAGGUUCUACGGUACCGUCUGCAACGUCCAGCUCCUGUACCAAACGGAGAAAGAGAAUAUCCACUUUUAUCAAAGUUUGAACGUCUACGUGUUAGUCACAUUUUGGCUGAUGUUGUCCUUGACAUCGCCACUAUAUCUAUAGUAAGCAGCAGUGAAACGUAUGACGCUGUGGUAAAUACCAAUACUGCCGUUUCUCUUGCGAUUCCCCGCGUGGGUGCAACACCUUUGCUCUUUUGCGAUACGGAAGAAACUCCAUGUUUUCACCCGUGUGAACACUCCAGCGGGGCGGGUGGAACUGUGGAAUCGGCACCACUUGCUGCAGUGGGAGAUGUGUCACUUACGGCUUCUCUAAAGAAUGCAAUAGGCCACUCAUCAAUGACAGAGAUGAGGCAAAACUCUGGUGAACAACAACAAGUGGAAGAUCGAGGUCGGCAACGAGAGGAAACAACAUUUGUUACUGCAACUUCAAAUACAACAAGAACAACAACAACGGCACUGUCACUAUCGAAAUGUAAUAAUAAUAAUACUAAUACUAAUAAUAGUCUGGGUAGUAGCGGUCUCCUUGGUAGUGAUGGAGAGAGUGACCCACCAAGCGCAGCAAUGAGUCGUCCCAACCAUUUUUUAAUGGGAUACCAGAAAACUAUGAGAAGUGCUUCUCCUACUGCAGAGCGUUUACAAGGUGUACCACCAAGUUUACAACAACGUCAAAAUACGAUGGUAAGUGUAGAUAGUUCAGGGAACAGUAGUACUAAUAGACGCACAUGGAUGCAUGACUAUUCGCAUGAUACGACAGGGUUUCAAUACCCCCUUUCGUACAGUGAAUCACCGCUUUCACCAACAUCAGUGCGCUUUAAACCAGUACUGUCCAUGCAUUCUGGAGCAGAGAGUUCAACAACAUGUCCGCAACACCCCCGAAAGCCUAGAAAAUACUAUGACAUUGAUCUUCAAAAAUUAAGUGAGUUUACAUAUUGUCUUCGAGCAAUACAAGAACUUGACUUUACAGAGAGUGAUUUUGAGAAAGCAGGUUUACGGUACGCUAUUCCUGGUAUAAGAGAGUUAGACCCCAGUGAGGCGCAAUCAUUCAAUGAUCGAAUGGACGAGCGUUACAACUCUUCAAAUGACUUAUUCAACCCAGGAGGUGAAGAAGAAUUUACCGUAAAGAGAACUAUCUCACUAACAACGACUGGAGGAGGCACCGAAACAGAUGGUAGAAGUGUUUGUCCUUUCCAACGGGAAAAUAAUUCAAGCCCAAGUACCACUCCACCGCCUAUGACAGUAGAUAUGCCUCUCCAAGAGAGCGAAUUACAAAGUGUGACACGUGUAUCCACUUCACGAUCGCUCACUUCUAACAAACCUACACAUGGAACACCACAAAGUGAAACUAGUGCAACCUCGCCCCAACCACCACCAGUACCUGUAAAGGAUCAUUGUUUGCCACUAUUUCGAGGUGGGAGAGAUGCUAUUGUAAAGAAAAAACAUUUCCAGUUGUUUGUAGCCAUGGUUCAACAUCGACUUAAACAGGUCGAUCAAGAAGUCGAUGGCCUGCUACAUAUUUAUGGGGCUGAUUUAGCCUCUAGCAGUGGAGAAGAAGAUACAACGUACACCUCAUGA